GUCAUUUUCCACCGUAUUUCAGCCUCAUCGCAACCACAUUUUCUCUCUCUAGAAUCUGCCGGCUUUUGGUUCUCUCGCCGGAGGAAAUGGGCUCCCGGACGGCCUCACACCAGCUCAAAAACGGGCUCUACGUUUCGGGUCGGCCCGAGCAGGUCAAGGAGCGGCAGCCUACCAUGACCUCUCGCGCCGUACCUUACACCGGCGGCGACGUCAAGAAAUCUGGCGAGUUGGGGAAAAUGUACGGCGUGGACUCCUCCAGUGGACACCACCAGGGACUGUACGUCCAGAAACCGCUCUCCCGAGCACCGUCGUCUUCGCAGCAACACAACAAUGCUGCGUCCAGAUCCAGGCCGAACUCCGGUCAGCAAGGGCACAAGUCGAACACCUCCGGCCCGAUCCCUAAGAAAUCGAUGUCAUUCUCUGGUCCGACACCUAUCCAGCCCACUGGACUCAUCACCUCCAAUUCGGGCCCGUUAGAUUCGACUGGCGGCCGCUCCGGCCAUCCCGAGCCGUCAGGGUCUUUCAAUAAGAAGGUCCACUACAGUGGGGCGGUCACUAGACUGGUCAAAGACGUGCAGCCACGUGGCCCAUUGGGGUUUCUAAAGAAGUUUCCUGACGCCGAGCUUAGAAGUGCCAUAGAUGGACAGUUCGUCAAGAUCACCGGGGUUGUCACUUGCGGUAGUAUCCCUCUUGAAACAUCAUUUCGAAGGACAUUAAGAUGUGUGUAUGUUUCCACGGAACUGUAUGAGUACAGAGGUUGGGGAGGAAAGCCCGCCAAUUCAACCCACCGGUUCUUCUCAUGGGGUAAAAGGCAUUCUGAGAAAUUUGUGGCUGACUUUUACAUAUCAGACUUGCAGUCUGGAUUAAGAGCUCUUGUGAAGGCAGGUUAUGGAGCUAAGGUUACUCCCUUUGUCAAACCAUCUAAAGUUAUUGAUGUGACCCAAAGCAACAGAGAGCUGUCUCCUAAUUUCUUGCAGUGGCUUGCUGAUAGAAACCUUUCAAGCGAUGACAGGAUUAUGCGCCUUAAGGAAGGCUACAUCAAGGAAGGGAGCACUGUGAGUGUGAUGGGUGUUGUUAGACGUCAGGCUAAUGUGCUAAUGAUCGUCCCGCCCAGUGAACCGAUUUCAACAGGCUGUCAGUGGGGUCUCUGUCUUCCCCCAAGCAAUAUUGAUGCUCUCAUCUUGGCUUGUGAUGAAAGCCAGAAUUCUGAUGUAAUUCCUGUCUAGAUUGUUCGCAUAAUCAAGCACGAACUCCAUUUGAUUAAUUAAUGGCAGUAUGCCAAACAUGAGUCAAGUGGCCCGAAGACCACAUAAAUUGCCUGAAGAACGUGGAUGUGUUGAGGUUUGAGUAAACUCUUGUAUUAUAAUGCCCCACCCCAAUCCCACUGGAGAGGUAAAAAAAAGUGUUCCUCCAUUUAGAAUGUAAAUUACCCCUGACUGCCCUUUGAGCAACAAUUCAAGUUAAAAUAUAUUCUUUGUAACAUCAAUCUUUCCAUAACUACGCAUGUUUAUUAAAAGUUAUGUUUGAUUAACUACAAUAAAGUUCUUGGGCUCUGUGACUGGGAGACUGGUGACAGCAGUGUGUUUCGAG
Cuscuta epithymum is the source of this 1590-nucleotide messenger RNA. Lineage: Eukaryota; Viridiplantae; Streptophyta; Magnoliopsida; Solanales; Convolvulaceae. The record is from the annotation of a GenBank genome assembly.